This is a messenger RNA of Bolinopsis microptera, 1512 nucleotides long. Its product is annotated as bactericidal permeability-increasing protein-like. Gene Ontology annotation, molecular function: lipid binding. The transcript has a single exon. The record is from RefSeq and is a predicted model, not a curated record. The coding region runs from base 63 to 1478 and encodes 471 amino acids. Lineage: Eukaryota; Metazoa; Ctenophora; Tentaculata; Lobata; Bolinopsidae.
GUUUCUAGUGCUUAAAAGUGGCACGCCUCAUCUGGAGCACAUCACUUCCGAGACCCUACAAGAUGAUUUGGAUUGCUGUAACUUUGCUGAGUGUAGCCUGUGCUGCACCCACCGACCAAGAGAGUGUGAGAAUCAGCUUCAGCCAGAAAGCUCUAGACUAUGGAGAGGAUAUAGCUUUCUACAUGAUCGACAUCCUUCAGAAGGUAGCAGUUGACAAACUCAGCCUGCCAAACAUCAGCCAGGACCAGUUCCGUGCCACCAACCUGAAGUUCGGAGCUCUGGACCUCGGCAAACCUGAGAUCAGCAUCGUCCCCAAUGUGGGUCUGAAGUGGAGGAACGGAAACGCCAAGAUCCAGGUGACAGGAGGAUGGGCUGCUAAAGCUGGGUGGUGGUGGACCUCUGGUGAUAUGACCCUGGAUGCUACCUUGGCUGUGGAGGCUACUGCAGGAAUCACUGCUAGUAAUGGAAAGCUAGUCACAGCUCCCAAAGGAUGCAGUGUUCACUAUCACAGCUUCAACCUGGAUCUGCACAACUCUUUCUUCUCCUGGGUGGUUAGCUUGUUCGAGAGCUACAUCACCCCUGAGAUCACCAGCGCAGUCUGCGAUGAGAUUAACAAACUCCUGAGAACCACUGUGAACGGAGUUAUCGCCUCCCUCCCCCAUGACAUACCUGUUGCUGAUAUCAUGGAUGUUGAGAUUGAAGCUGACUCUAACCCAGUCUUCUCUUCCUCUGGGUUCGACAUCUCUGCCCGAGUAAUCGCUGAUCAACAAGGAUCUGACGUUGUGUUCCCCUUCUCCCCAGAACCCAUUGUGAGCCAGAUGGACACCAGUCUCAUGGUCUGCCUCCUCGUCUCUGACUACACUCUCAACACCGCCAGCUACGUCGCCCUCGCAGCUGGACAGCUCAAAGAAUCAGUUCCCAGCGCCCUCCUUAACGCUUCCAACCCUGUUAUGAACACCGCCUACUUCAAGACCUCUAUCCCAGAGUUCUACACCGCCUACCCAGACGCAGCUAUCACCUACAGUGUGGUCAACACCAGGUACCCCCGAGCUGAGUUCGACCACGACAACAUCAUCCUGGACAUGCCAGUGGAGCUGAGUGUACAGGUAGCGGGAGCUGAUGUACUGACUCUGGCUCUCUCCCUGACUGUCGAGGGAAACAUGCAGCACAACAACAACGUGUUAUCUGGUCAGGCCACCUCAGCUACUCACACCUCCUCAAUCAAGUCCUCCCAUAUUGGAAACAUCAAUGUGGAUGAUAUCGAGGGAGUGAUUGAUGAUAUCCUGAACAACACAGUCCUGCCUAAGAUUAACGCUGUGAUUGUGAAGGGUGUUACUCUGCCCAUUGACCAGUAUGUUAGCCUCAACAAGGGAGUGCUGGAGGCGCAUGAUGACUUUGUGAAGGUGUGUGCUGACGCUACUCUAACUGACUUCAGUUUACAGGAGCUGAAGAAGAUUGCGGAGGAUAUCCUCAUCUAAUCUGAUAAUGUACAAGAUGUUUAGUGAAUGAUGA